Molecule: messenger RNA, 2653 nt
Organism: Punica granatum (pomegranate)
Lineage: Eukaryota; Viridiplantae; Streptophyta; Magnoliopsida; Myrtales; Lythraceae
Source: RefSeq, a predicted model, not a curated record
GCACGGUGCCAGCAGCCAUGGAAGACAAGACAGAGGUAUGCUUUGACCAGAAGCCGGAAGGAACAGCUCCCCCCAAUCAUCACCAUUUUCUCCGCUGCCUCUCUCUCUCUCCGGAAGAAACAUCCUCGAACCCAUCUCUGUCUCUGUCUCUGUGUUCAGUCAGACUCCAUUUCUCUUCUCUUCCGAGCUGAGGGAAGCAACCCAACAACCCUCAUUCCAAGAACGCCCACAGGGAGGGAAAGAAGGAGAAGAAGAACCAAAGAAACGCCAUGAAAAUCCUUCUGCUCUUCAUCACAGUAAGCUUGUCCCUUCUCUACCUCUCUGUAACAUCCGCUGCCGCAGCCGGCACCAACAAAUCGGCCGCCACAGCGACAUGCCCCUUCGAUCUCAAUUAUGUCCUCACAGUCCCCUGGAACCGCUCGGGCUGUGAAGCCCCCGAGACAUCUUCUUCUUCUUCUUCGUCUGCAGCUACCACUGGCCAGAACAACACGCUCUGCUGCCAAACCCUCCUGUCCCUCUACGGGAUCGCCUUCUCCCAACGCCUGAAGGAGACCUCCCUCUUCCAGCUCCCCGACCUCAACACCUCCGUCUCCUGCCUCGACGAUCUCCAGUCAAAGCUCGACACCCUGUCCCUGGCCGGCGGCCUAGUCUCGUCCUGCUUUGAUCCCGAGAGGUUCACGAUAUCGGGCAGCGGGUGCGCAGGGAUUGAGUCCAUCAGGGACUGGAAAGCCCGGCUUGGCAAUUCGACGCCGCUCGACUCGUCCUGCAGCCAUGACCUUGCCGACCUUACGGACUGCGAUUCCUGUGUCGCCGCUGGGUUCAAGGUCCAGGCCAGGCUCAUAGAGCUUGAUGGUAACAACUCUCACGCCAAUAACUGCUUCUAUUUCGCCAUUCUCUAUGCUGCUGGGAUUGUCAAUACAUUCGGACCCGCGAGUAAAGGUGCCAUGACUUGUAUAUUCAGUCUUCCGAUCAACUCCCCCGUGAGCUCGGACAGUAAUCGGCACUCGAAUCUUGUGUUUGGGUUGACCGGGGCAGGGGUGGCUGUGCUAGUAAUGUGUUGUUUGCUGGGGCUGUACUUCUGGUAUAACAGGAUGUGGAGGAGGAGGAUGAAGGGAAAGGGUCAGGGAUCGAAUCGCGGCAUCGGGUUUGACUUGGAGGAGUCAGGGUCCAGGACGAGGCUGAGGCCUAACGCAGGGUCAAUCUGGUUCAAGAUUCGCGAACUCGAGAAGGCCACCAACAAUUUCUCACAGAAGAAUUUCAUUGGGCGGGGAGGGUUUGGGAUGGUCUAUAAAGGGACUUUACAAGACGGGACCGAAGUUGCCGUCAAGAAGAUUAUAGAGUCGGAAUUUCAAAGGGAUGAAGAGUUCUGCAACGAAGUUGAGAUCAUUAGCAAUUUAAAGCACCGGAACCUCGUCCCUCUCAGGGGUUGUUGCGUAGUUGAUGGAGAUGAAGAUGUUUAUGACGAGAGAAAUGGGCAGCGGUAUCUCGUGUACGAUUACAUGCCUAACGGGAAUCUCGAUGAUCAUCUCUUUCCUUCUUCUGUCAAUGACCAGAGCGUGAAAAGAAAGGCUCUAACAUGGCCCCAGAGGAAGAGUGUAAUCUUGGAUGUGGCGAAAGGGCUGGCUUAUUUGCACUAUGGAGUGAAGCCCGCAAUUUACCACCGGGACAUCAAGGCGACAAACAUUCUACUGGAUGCGGACAUGAGAGCGAGAGUUGCCGAUUUCGGGCUUGUGAAGCAGAGCCAAGAAGGACAGUCCCAUCUGACCACUCGGGUUGCAGGAACUCAUGGAUACCUGGCCCCCGAGUAUGCUCUCUAUGGACAGCUUACAGAGAAGAGUGAUGUGUACAGCUUUGGCGUGGUUGUUCUGGAGAUAAUGUGCGGGAGGAAAGCCCUCGAUCUGUCCUCUUCAGGCUCACCUCGGGCCUUCCUGAUCACGGAUUGGGUAUGGUCCCUUGUAAAGGCGGGAAAGAUCGAGCAGGCCUUGGACCCUUCGCUCUGGAGAGAUGGGGAGUCCGUGAACUCAAAUCCAAAGAGCAUAAUGGAGAGAUUCAUUCUCGUUGGGAUCCUGUGCGCCCAUGUUAUGGUGGCUCUGAGGCCGACUAUUAUGGAUGCCCUGAAGAUGUUGGAGGGAGAUAUCGAAGUUCCUCCAAUUCCCGACAGGCCGACUCCACUUGGGCACCCUUCCUUUUUUGGGGAUGGGAGCACUUUCAGCAUUUCACCAGCGUUGAGCGGGCCCCAGUUGCAAGCUGGAGACAUGCUAAGGUGUACCUGGAGACAUGAGGAGCUCAAAGGAAUUUGAAUGCCUGGAAGAUUCAAAACUUCCAUCGGUUCACCAACUCGUAACCGACGACAAUUGACAAACCAUGGAAUGUUUUUUUUCUUUUCGAUCAGUGUAGACUACAGGAAGUAGAUGCUUCUGAAAUUCCCAUCUUUUUGCCUUGUGUAUAUAAUGCAUUGCUGGGAAUUGAUGAUGAAGGGGAAAGUACUAAUGCAUAGAAUCUGCCCACUCCUCUGUCAAAAUCAUGUCCCAUUCCCAAUUCAUUCAUCUGUAAACUUCGGUCUUCCUUUCGGGUUUUCCGGUGCUUCGAGCUAUAUCAAGCUGUUAGUACCUUAACCUGAAAUUUUAAAAGGUUCGCUGUAUAAUUGAUACAA